AUGCCUGCACUAAAACUUCUGCAGUAUCCAGCACUCCUGCAGCAUCCGGCUCACUCCUGCAGCAUCCGGCUCACUCCUGCAGUAUCCAGAAUCCCUGCAUCAUCCGGCUCACUCCUGCAGCUUCCGGCUCACUCCUGCAGCAUCCAGCUCACUCCUGCAGCAUCCAGCACCUCCACCUGCACAUAUUGCGGAAGGUGGGGACACUUCACCUCUGCCUGUUUCAGAAGAUUAAACGACGGAAACAGACAACGGGAAACAAAUUGUCCCCCACGAACACGGACCAAUCGACGCUCAGUGAACCGCAUUGAAAACGACCAACGGAACCCACGUAGCAGUGGUAGUGACAUAGAAUACGUGUUCCACACAGCUGGAGCUCGGAACUUGCCACCUCCAAUUGAAAUGGAUACUCCAGCAAACAGGAGUUCAUCUUUAUUUUUGGGGCUUCUCAACCAAAUAAAAGAGCAACUUGAUGAACAAUCACAAACUCUCCACAAAAUCAAUUCCACAGUCCAGAAACUUGAAGCUGAAAACGCUCUUUAUAAACAAGAAUUGAUGACCGCCCACACCAAUAUUCACCAGUUAUCAUCUCUUUUGGAUAACGAACGACGAAAAUCUCAUUUGUCUUUGGAGAGACACUUCAUCCAAAUGCAAGAAAUGCUGUGCACAGAAAUGAAGAGAAUGUCACAUGAAAUAAAUGAAUUGAAGCUUAAAUGUUGUCAACAGAACUUUCCUGCCACUCCUUCAUCAACUGCUUCUAGCAGUUUCCAACAAAGCAAGAGAUUGUCACAAAAUGCAACAUAUUUGCGUCCUCAAAAUGAUGUUUAUGAAGACGCUCUCAAGUUUUAUCAAAAAGUUAAGAAACGUCCAACAACAGCUGCUUCAACAGAUUUUCAAAAUCCAUUGUACUCCUCUUCAAAUGUCCAACAGAUGUCAACAAAAUGUAACUCGGCACCUUGUCCACAACCGUCUGUGCCAGAGCCACAAGUCAUGUCUCCCCUCAACUCCAUCCAGAAAAUGCUACACCCCAGACAGUCACGCAAGAAAAUUCAUGACAAAACCUCUAGAACUGAUGCCAGCCGUUCGAAAAUGUCCAACACUUCAUCUGACCAAGACCUUGAUUCUUCCCCAAACCAGGCCAUAACUAUUUCUUCCACUCAGAAUCUCACAUUGCAGGUUGAUGAAGAAGAUCUUCAUUCUGAUGAUUCCAAUUUUGAUUUGCUUGAUUCUCGCAGCUUUGGAAAGUCCGAAGAUGGCUUGGAAAGUAGCUCAUCCGAAGACUUGGCUUUAGAAUGGCUGUGGCUGGACCAAAAAAAAAACCCUCUCAAAAAAAAAAAAGAAAGUAAUAUUGUAAUAUCCCAGCAACAGAAGGGAGAUAACCCCUAG
Messenger RNA from Acanthosepion pharaonis, 1383 nucleotides. NCBI's taxonomy places the organism in Eukaryota, Metazoa, Mollusca, Cephalopoda, Sepiida, Sepiidae. The record is from the annotation of a GenBank genome assembly.